AUGGGGGGAGAGCGAUGGGGACUCCUGCCACCGUCAUCCCCUCGGGGUGAAAACGGGACCCCAGAAGCUGCCAGGAUGGGCUUUACGGGAUGGGAAUCCCCCACGUUGGAGAAACCCUCGUGGAGGCGCAGGAAAGCGGCUCCGUCAGCUCCGGCAUCAUCUCUCCAUCCUGAGCAGAGCGAGAGCCGUGCUCGGCCUGGGAGGGGAGGGAGGACGCAGCGGCCGAGCCGCGGGGGCUGGCGAGCGGAGGAGCAUCCCCUCUCCACGCCGCGGGGAGCCCGGCAGCCCCCGCCCCACCGGCUCCUCGCUCGCCAUGCUGGAUAUUUUCAUCCUGAUGUUUUUUGCCAUCAUCGGCCUGGUGAUCCUCUCCUACAUCAUUUACAUGCUCUAGAGCCAUGCCGGGGAAGAUGCGGCUCAGCAUCAGCCUCGCCAUCCAAGCGUCGUCCAGCCACUGCCUGGGCCACCUCCCUCGGAGCCUUCUGGAACAGCAUUAACCCUCGGCAAGGAACCGGCUGCCCAAGGCGGAGCGAGGGGCGUCGCGGAGGGGGCCCAGGGGGGCGAAGGAGGGACAUGGGGUGGCCGGGGCGAGGGGACGUCCCGCUGCCAGGCCGGGGGUGCGAAGGGUCCUGCCCCCUCCACCCUGGGUGGCUUAGCCCCCUGGGAUGAACGCUCGCGAGGUCGGUCAGUCGGGUUUUCUUUUUGAAAAGCACUUAUAUUUUUAAUGAAAAAUGUCGAAGGAAAUUAAAUAAAGAGGAACGACACG
Molecule: messenger RNA, 763 nt
Organism: Athene cunicularia (burrowing owl)
Lineage: Eukaryota; Metazoa; Chordata; Aves; Strigiformes; Strigidae
Product: translation initiation factor IF-2-like
Exons: 4
Coding region: 1-666 (221 amino acids)
Source: RefSeq, a predicted model, not a curated record